Molecule: messenger RNA, 3842 nt
Organism: Amborella trichopoda
Lineage: Eukaryota; Viridiplantae; Streptophyta; Magnoliopsida; Amborellales; Amborellaceae
Source: RefSeq, a predicted model, not a curated record
CCGGCGAGCGUAUUGUCCAUAUAUAAAUCAUAGUGAACGAGCACCCACCGUAGCAGGCUAGCAGCCAUUAACCCUUCGCUCUGUCUCCUCUCUCUCUCUCUCUCUCUUUCUCUCUUUCAUAAACUCCCUCUCUCUUUCUCUCUCCGUGAUAAUCUCUCCCUCUCUCUCUAAAAAUUUGAGUGGGUGAUCAUUGCCAAGAAGCCGUUCCCUCGUGGUAAGAUUAACGAGGGACCCUAUAUCGUUAUUCUUCUGAAAAAACAGAACUGCCGAACGAGGCAAUGAAGAAGCUCCUCAAGAAAACUCAUUUCAUACGCCAAAAAUGCCUUUUAAUGCCCUGUAUAUUCCUAGAAACCAGGCCUUUUUGCACCCAUUCCUCAAUAGAAGCAACCCAAGAAGACCAUGACAUUCUCGAAAAGCUCUGCAAUUGUUGGAAGACAGAAUUGGGAGUUUUUCAUUGAUAGUUCUGACCUUCGUCACAAGCUCAAGCCUAAUCUGAUACAUAAAACUUUGUUGCAAAACCAGCUGUUUGUCCUUGCUUGUGGUGUGUUAGAGCGCAUGAUUAGGGCUUAUUCUUCGCUUGAGAAAUUGGGUAAAGGGGAGAUUGUGAAAUCAGUCACUAAUGGAUUUCAUCAAUGCGGGAGUGAUUCGAAUCCGGUGGUUUUUUAUGUGCUUAUUGGUGCAUAUGUGAAGAUGGGUAUGCUUGAAGAAGCUUCAAAUGCUUUAUUUUCGAAGAAAAACAUGGGUUUUAGACCUAAUUUGCGUCGCACCAACUCAAUUUUGAAUGCUUUGCUUAAAAAGGAUAAGAUGAGUUUGUUUUGGAAGGUCUAUAAUGGCCUGUUUCCGGGUGAAUUUUCACCUGAUGUGUAUACUUAUAGCACCUUACUUCGUGCUCACCUCAACAGUCGAGAGAUAGAGAAGGCAAAAGAGAUUUUAUCUGAGAUGGAGACGAAGGGAUGUGCCCCAAAUGCCAUAACUUAUAACACCCUUAUACUGGGUCUUUGCAAAGCUGGUUCUCUAUCUGAAGCUUUUGAAUUGAAGAAGAAAAUGGCCCAAAAAGGAUUGAUUGCUGAUGGGUUCACUUAUGGUGCUCUUGUACAUGGUCUAUGCAAGGAGAAAAGGACUGAAGAGGCAAAACGGGUUAUCACUGAAAUGCUUGAGAAUGGACUAAAGCCUGACUGUUACAUUUACAGUAGUUUGAUUGAAGGUUUGGUGAGAGUAGAAGAAAUUGAAGAGGUUUUCAGUGUAAAAGAUAAGAUGGUGGCCUCGGGUAUUCAGCCCAGUGCUAUACAAUAUAACAUGCUUAUUCGUGGGGUAUGCAAAAAGGGUAUGGUGAAAGAAGCUGAUAAGCUCUUGGAUGAGAUGGUGAGGAUGGGUUAUACCCCAGAUUCCAUGGCUUAUACUUCAGUUAUUGAAGGCCAUUGUAAGAAUCAGAAUUUGGCCGGAGCUUUCGAUCUUCUUGCCAAGAUGAAGCAAAGAAGAGUGAAACCAUCUGUGGUAACUUACAGCAUUUUGAUAAAUGGGUUGUGUAGAUCGGGGGAUUUACAGAGAUGUAAUGGUGUAUUGGAGGAAAUGUCAAAGGAAAAUGUGAAGCCAAAUGCUGUUAUUUGUGCUACUCUUAUUAAAGCUCACUGCAAGGAAGGGAAUGUCGAAUUGGGUUGUGAGAUUUUAGAUGGUAUGGAAGGGACAGGCGUGCCUCCGGAUGUCUUUUGCUAUAAUACCCUUAUUAGUGGCCUUUGCAGGGCAGGGAAGAUUGACAAGGCAAAGUCAUACUACCAAAAAAUGAUUGGUGAAGGGUUAGAGCCUACUGCUUUUACAUAUGGGUCUUUCAUCCAUGGUCAUUGCAAGGCUGGGCAGAUGGGUGAUGCCCUUGUAUUCUUCAAUGAGAUGCUCGAUCAAGGUUUACUUCCAAAUGAUGUUAUAUACACCACCAUUAUUAAUGGAUACUGUGAAGCUGGAAACACAGAGGAAGCAUUUUCUACUUAUCGUGCUAUGUUGGGCCGAGGUGUGAUCCCAGAUGUGAGGGCUUACUCUGUGCUUGUUAAUGGCCUCGCAAAGGCUGGAAAGAUGGAGGAGGCUUUUGGGGUUCUAUCUGAGAUGCACAGUAAGGGUCUGACUCCUAAUGUUUACACUUAUACGGCUUUGAUCUCAGGGUUUUGCAAGAUGGGUGAGAUCGCUGAGGCUCUUUUAUACCUUGAAGAGAUGCUUGAAAAGAAGAUAGAGCCGAACAUAUUUACCUAUAAUGCUAUCCUUAAUGGGCUUUGGAAGUCUUGUGACAUUGAGAGGGCCAAAGACAUGUUUAGAAUAAUCUUUGCAAAGGGUCUAACACCAACUGCUGCGACCUAUACCAUAAUGAUAGAUGGCCAUUGCAAGGCGGGCAAUAUGGAGCAGGCCCAUCGCUUGUUUGGGGAGAUGCAAGAGAGAGAGGUAUUUCCAAAUGCAAUCACUUAUACAUCACUUAUUAAUGGGCAUUGUCAGGGAGGGGAUAUGGGAGAGGCUUUGAGGUUAUUUGAGGAGAUGGUAGCAAGGGCCAUCAAGCCUGAUGAAGUUACUUAUCGUGUGCUCAUCCAUUCUCUUUGCAAAGAAGGAAAUUUGAUUGGGGCCUUCAAGCUGAGAAAUGGAGCUCUACACAAUGGAGUGUCAAUAAGUCUUGCUAUGUAUAAUGAACUUAUAGGUGCGCUCUGCGAAAAGGGCGAUCUUGGGGAAGCUUUGAAAUUGCUUGAUGAGAUGAGGAGGCAAGGGACAAAGGCAGAUAAUGCUACUUAUGGUACUUUGAUCCAUUCCUCCUGUGAAAUUGGUAAUUUGGAUGAAGCCACUAGGCUACUGCAGAAUAUGAUGGAUGAUGGGCUGGCCCCAAGUAAUGAAGCGUUGAGCGCCUUGAUUAAGGCACAUGAGAAAGUAGGCAAUGCUCAUAUAGCCGAUGAUCUUAGAAAGCAAGUAAGAGAGGAAGAAGUUGUCCUAGAAGCAAGUAAUCCUUAAUAUGGACGAGCCAUAAUUAUGUGCUCAUCAGUCUGCAUGGUGGGGAAAGAUGUAGUCAUUCAAAGGAAAUACUGCAAGCAAUUAAAGACCAUUUCGGGUGGUGAUUCAAAGUUGGAGAUUACUUGCAUUAGACCAUCACUACUCCAGAUUGAAACAGGUAUCUUCUUAUGAAAUAUGGGUAUACUUGAUUUCUUUUGUAUCAAUGUCGAUUGGUUUGGACUGCUCUUUGUGCUUCUUAUGUUGAACUGGACAUACUAAAGAGCUAUGUGAAGGACCGGGCUAUUGCUGUUUGGGAGUAUUUCAUGCAGAGGUGUGGAACUGCAGGGGACAAGCAUGUCCAGCUUUCAUGUAUCCUGCAGUGAAGAAGCGUAAAGCCAAGAGCACCAGCAGCAAGGGGAACACAGUCACAAAGGAAAUCGGGAGAGAAUAUCUUAAUUACAAUGAACCAAAAAAAAUUACAAAUAUGAUAUUUAUCAGAAAAUGAAGCGUGCCUACUUCAUCAACCAACAGUUGUUGCACUCGACCAUACUUGGUACACACAUUCAAAUCUAUAAAGAAUCCAGAUGGAAGGUAUUAUAAAUCCCAGUCAGGUGGCAACUGGAAUGAUUUCUGUGAUGAGUUUCUGCUGAGGUUACAGGACCAGAACAUAGAAGUCGGGGUGUCUCCACUAACAAACAAUGCAGUGUUGGUUAAGGUACUCGAAGAUUCAAAGAUCUAUUGCACUAGUAUCGUCUGAAAAGCAUGCAAUUGUGAACCCCUUAGUUUUUAGUUUUAUGUUUAACAUUGUAUUUUUGUUUUUGUAUUUGUUAGGAAUAACUAAAAUUGUAUUAGCACAUAACUGAAGAACUUAAUCUUUUGUUGUAGCA